Molecule: messenger RNA, 942 nt
Organism: Triticum aestivum (bread wheat)
Lineage: Eukaryota; Viridiplantae; Streptophyta; Magnoliopsida; Poales; Poaceae
Product: protein tumorous imaginal discs, mitochondrial
Exons: 3
Coding region: 272-820 (182 amino acids)
Biological process (GO): protein refolding
Cellular component (GO): cytoplasm
Source: RefSeq, a predicted model, not a curated record
CAUGAUGAUAAGUCACAUGAAAGCCUUGCAUAUUUAAAAUAGGAUCUUGGUGUAUCUCAAAUAAGUUGAGUAGUUGCCCAAUGAUGAAUUUGGAAGAAGGGGAACUAAAUUUCAUAGUCUGAACCGCGGCGUGUUGCAGCUUGUAGUUUGUCGUAGUCGCGAAGGUUUUGGCACAACGAUCACCAAUGUAGCGCGGCCGUUGGAUCCUCUGCGCCGGUCGAUCUGAACGGCGGAGGACGCGCCCGACGCGAGCCCCGCAACCCCAUUGGCAAUGGCGCUGUCGGCGCAGGCCGCCGUCGCCCCGCGUCUCCUCCUCCCUCCCUCGCGCCGGCUCACGUCGGCUCCGAGUCCGGCGCCUCCUCGCCUCCCUCUGCUCCGCUCCAGCUCCGGCUCCGGCUCCUCCCGGUGGACGCGGCGGGCGAGCGUGCGGGUCCGCGCGGGCGCCGGCGGACGAGGGAGCAGGAGGGAGUGCCCGUACGAGGUGCUGGGCGUGGCGCCGUCGGCGUCGCCCGCGGAGAUCAAGCGCGCCUACAGGCGCCUCGCGCUCAAGUACCACCCGGAUGUCAACAAGCAGGCGAAUGCGCAGGCGAAGUUCCUGAGGAUCAAGCACGCCUACAACACGCUGAUGAACUCGGAGAGCCGGUCCAAGUACGCCGAGGCAGAACAGGAGUUCGAUUGGCUCGCGGCUAUCAUUGAAAGCAUGGAAGCAUUUCAGGUCUCGGAUGAUGAGCUGGAGUUAGACUGGAAACCUGAAGGCCUGUGGGAACAUGUGUUUGCGUAUUCUCUAAUUAUAUCCAUGCUUAUCUACGUUCUCACAUAAUGCACUUAGUGAUGUUUGUUAUAUAUACUUGGAUGUUCUCACACUUCUAAGGAUGUGUGCAUUUGCAUUUCAAAAGCAAAUCUUAAAAAAUGCACACAAAUAGGGGGGAGCUCAAUUUGUAU